Lolium rigidum is the source of this 1403-nucleotide messenger RNA. RefSeq names its product transcription factor bHLH168-like. Gene Ontology annotation, cellular component: RNA polymerase II transcription regulator complex. Gene Ontology annotation, molecular function: RNA polymerase II transcription regulatory region sequence-specific DNA binding; protein dimerization activity; DNA-binding transcription factor activity, RNA polymerase II-specific. Lineage: Eukaryota; Viridiplantae; Streptophyta; Magnoliopsida; Poales; Poaceae. The record is from RefSeq and is a predicted model, not a curated record. The transcript is spliced from 2 exons. The coding region runs from base 294 to 986 and encodes 230 amino acids. Gene Ontology annotation, biological process: regulation of transcription by RNA polymerase II.
AUUUCCCUUUUAGCUGCUUUGGUUUGCUCCAAUCAAUCGCCGUCUUGCUCCUCCGUCCACAACACAACACAACAGGGCAGCGUCUCCUGUAUAAAUAAGCUCCCCAGCCACAACUACCAGCUCAAACCUCCAUCCAUCCAUACACCAAUCAGCUCAACCCACUUCUCCCCUUUCUUCCAUCUCAUCUUCCUCUGCAGCUCAGCCGACCCAUCUAGCGAGCGUUUGUUCCUUCCGUCCAUCCAUUUUCUUCUUCUUCUACCGAAGCCGAGCCCAGCCCCAGCGCCGUCGGAAAGAUGAAGAGCAGGAGGCAGAGUGGCGGCGGCGCAGUAGCUGCCGUCGACGGGAACACCAGCAGCGGCUGCGGCGGUGGCGGGGGAGGCUGCAGCAAGAUGGAGAGGAAGGACGUGGAGAAGAACCGGAGGCUGCACAUGAAGGGACUCUGCCUCAAGCUCUCCUCCCUCGUCCCAGCCACAUCCACGCACCACAUCCGCCAUUACCAGAGCUCCAACGCAUCGUCACAGUGCAACAAUAACAACAAGGACGCGAUCACGCAGCUGGACCAGCUGGACAGUGCGGCGGCCUACAUCAAGCAGCUCAAGGGCCGGAUCGACGAGCUCAAGCGGCGCAAGCAGGGCGGCGGCGGCUGCUCCCCGUCCGCCUCCGGCAAUAAGGCGUCGUCAACGACGACGACCGCGACGGCGUCGCUGCCGGUGAUCGAGGUGCGGCACCAGGACUCGACGCUGGAUGUGGCGCUGGUGAGCGAGGCCGGGAAGCCGUUCAAGCUGCACGAGGUCAUCUCCGUGCUGGAGCAGGAGGGCGCUGAGGUCGUCAGCGCCAGCUUCUCCGUCGUCGGCGACAAGAUCUUCUACACGCUGCACUCCCAGGCGCUCUGCCCCAGGAUCGGCCUCGAGGCCGACAGGGUCACGCACAGGCUCCACGGCCUCGCCGCCGCUGCCUCCGCCGCCGCCGCCGUCUACACGGCAUGAGCUAGCUGGACCUCUUCGUUUUUCUUCUUUUUUCAUGGCGACCAACCUACUCAUCGAGAGAGACACGUCGGAGGGGAAGCUGGUUAAUUAAUUAAUUUGCAGUUUUGCGUAUGUAUGAGUUAGCUUGCUGCAGAUUAAUUUAGUUUUUUCGUCAAACAGGGCAGAAAUGUCCCAUGCGAUGUUUUUUUUUUUCAGCUUGAACCCUCCUGGCUCUCUUGGAUGAUUAGUUGGCUAGUUGCCUCCUCUGCUUGUAAGCUUCAGGUCUACCUAUCUGAAGUCUAGUGUAGCUAUGUAAUUCUGAGGUCCUCUUUUUUUCCUUCAGGAAAUCUGAAUUUUCCAGAGUGUCUUAGUUUCUAGUAUUCCAAAAAUAGAUGAUCGAAUAAAUGAAUUAUCUUGAAUGCUUUGAAGACAUCCAAA